AUGGCGUCUGCCGCCGCCCCCGGCCCCGGCCCCGGCCCCGGCCCCGGCGCCGAGGACAGUGGGCGCAGGAGGUCCCGUCUGGCGGCGUCGUUGCAAAUCAACCCCAGGCCCAGCCCGUGGCGGCCGUCGGGCAGCCCGGGCCAGGACCCCUGGGAGCCUGCGGUGGCCCCCGGCGCGGAGAACGACAAGCGGGGCGGGCAGCCCCAGGCCUCGGCGGCGGCGGGGGACGGUGAGCCCGCGGCAGGGGCCGGGGCCGGGGCCGGGGAGCUGGGGGCAGCCGGGGCUCGGGAGGACCCGGGGGCGCGGCUGGGGAGGUCGCCGAGGGUCUCUGUCCCGCCCGCAGGGCCUGCGGGGGACGUCCCGGCGGCGGCCGGGCAGCUGGGCCUGCAGCUCCGGGACCCGCCGCGGGGCCAGGCCGUGGCCAUGCUCGCGCAGUACGCCGCCAGUCUGGGCUUGUCGCUCAUGUUCCGGGAGGACCCGACGGCAGACCCCUGCUUCCCCUUCUCCAUGUGUGCUGAGCUGGAUGGGCUGCUCUGCCCCACGGGCAAUGCCAGCAGCAAGCCAGAGGCCAGACAGCAGGCAGUGGCAGCGGUCUCUACCCUCCACUACGUCCGAAGUCAGCUGGGGAGCCCAGAGCCCUUAGAGACCCCCAGCAAGCCUCCACUUGCCCCUCUGAGUGUAGAGAACAUCCUAACCCAUGAGCAGCGCUGUGCGGCUGUGGUCAGUGCCGGCUUUGACCGUCUGGUGGACAAGACCUCACCAUACCGGGCCUGUAAAGGGACUGUGGCAGCGGUCAUCCUGGAGAGAGAGGUCCCAGGUGCCAAGGGCCACGCCAAGGAGAUCUAUGAGCUGGUGGCUCUGGGCACGGGCAGCAGCAGUUGUGCAGGCUGGCUAGAGUUCUCCGGGCGGCAGCUCCACGACUGCCAUGGGCUGGUGGUGGCCCGCAGGGCCCUGCUCAGGUUCUUGUUCCGCCAGCUCCUGUUGGUGACACAGGGUGGCGCCAAGGGCAAGGAACGGUCAGUACUGGCCCCCCAGCCUGGGCCUGGGCCCUCCUUUGCCCUCAAGCCCCGGAUCUUCCUGCAUCUCUACGUCAGCAAUACCCCCACGGGAGCCGCCCAUGAUAUCUACCUCCCUCCAUCCACUGAGGGCAGCCUCCUACAUAGCCCGCCCUCCCGCCUUCAGGCCCAUGUCCGUGGGGAGCUGAAGCCCGUGUGCUAUGUGGUGCCUUCGCUUCGUGACACCCACGUGGGCUGCCUCUCCACCAGUGACAAGCUGGCCCGCUGGGCUGUGCUGGGACUGGGUGGCGGGCUGCUUGCCCACUUUCUGCCUCCCCUCUAUGCCACCAGCCUUGUCCUGGCCGACCCCUGCCAUGACCCCCCAACUCUGAGCAGGGCCAUCCACACCCGGCCCAGCCUAGACAGGGUCCUGGGGCCGUGCCUGCCGCCCCCCUAUGCCCGUACCACGCUGCACCUGUUUGCGGGGCCCCCUGUGGCCCCCUUGGAUCCUAUCCCCAACACCUGCCAUAGCCUGAGCCUUAACUGGAGUCUGGGGGACACCGAUGUCGAGGUCGUGGAUGUGGCCACAGGGCGUGUGAAGGCCAAUGCUGGCCUCGGGCCCCCCUCCCGCCUCUGCAAGGCAGCCUUUCUCAGGGCCUUCCGCCAGGUUGCCCGAGUUCUGGGGAAGUCCCGCCUCCUAGCCUUGAAGACCUAUGAGGCAGCCAAGGCUGGACCCUACCAGGACGCCCGCAGGCAGCUGUCUCUCCUCCUGGACCAGCAGGGCCUGGGGGCUUGGUCCUCGAAACCACUGGUGGGCAAAUUCAGAGACUGA
Nyctereutes procyonoides (raccoon dog) is the source of this 1827-nucleotide messenger RNA. It is a transcript of the gene ADAD2, whose product is annotated as adenosine deaminase domain containing 2. The record is from RefSeq and is a predicted model, not a curated record. Gene Ontology annotation, molecular function: double-stranded RNA binding; tRNA-specific adenosine deaminase activity; double-stranded RNA adenosine deaminase activity. The transcript is spliced from 10 exons. Lineage: Eukaryota; Metazoa; Chordata; Mammalia; Carnivora; Canidae. Gene Ontology annotation, biological process: RNA processing; adenosine to inosine editing. Gene Ontology annotation, cellular component: nucleolus; cytoplasm. The coding region runs from base 1 to 1827 and encodes 608 amino acids.